Lolium rigidum is the source of this 2334-nucleotide messenger RNA. RefSeq lists its product as uncharacterized. Gene Ontology annotation, cellular component: plasma membrane. The record is from RefSeq and is a predicted model, not a curated record. The coding region runs from base 1 to 2334 and encodes 777 amino acids. Gene Ontology annotation, molecular function: protein kinase activity; ATP binding; carbohydrate binding. The transcript has 7 exons. Gene Ontology annotation, biological process: protein phosphorylation. Lineage: Eukaryota; Viridiplantae; Streptophyta; Magnoliopsida; Poales; Poaceae.
AUGGCGCCUGAAAGUUCUACUGCACACAUCUUUCUCGCUGCCUGCUUCUUUUUCUUGUCCAACUCCCACCAUGUUACUGCUGCCACCUCGCCGCCUCCAUCCUUCAGCUUCGACUUCUCAAACACCUCCAAGGACCAACUAGGAGAUCUCCGGUUCGAGGGAGACGCCGCUCUGAAUGGCAACCUGGUUGACCUCACCUGCAACGAUGAUUCCUUGUUCUGCCUGGGGCGGAUGUCAUACAACCACCCGGUGGCCUUGUACGACAACAACACGGGCGAGGUGGCCAGCUUCGCCACCACCUUCACCUUCGCCAUCAACAUAUUGCCCAACACAACCCAAAGGGGAGACGGUAUGACCUUCUUCCUCUCUGGCUACCCCUCAAGAUUACCGCCAGGCUCGUCCGGUAGCGUCUUUGGCCUGAGGAACUGGACCAAUACUAGCCCCUCCGGAGAAGACCGGUUCGUCGCCAUCGAGUUUGACCCGUUCAACAACGGGCAAUGGGAUUCCAUAUCAAACGACCACAUUGGCAUCGACCUCAACUCCCUGACCUCGAUUAGCUCAACGAGGUUGCCGGUCUACAGCCUCAACGGCACCAUGUCGGCGACCAUCACUUUUGACAACGCCACCCGGAUACUGGAGGCCAUACUAAACUUUGAUUACAAUAGUUCUCUUGCCCCCGUUAGUGUCAAGACACAGCUACCAGCUCAGCUCGAUGCGUUGCUCCCGCCUGUGGUGUCUGUGGGGUUCUCGGCGGGCACCGGUGGAUACUCUGAGCUGCAUCAGAUACACUCUUGGUCCUUCAACUCAACUAUGGCAGCCACGGAUACACCCACAAGAGAUAACGGAUUUCAUCCGAAUCAAGGCGAGGUGUUUGGCAUCAAAGGCAGCGGAUUCGAGCGCAACGCGCGACCCGCCGGAUUCGAGCACGACGUCGACUUCCUCCCCUGCGGCGACGAAGAGGGCGCGUUUGUGCGCGCCGAGCAGGGGCACUGGCGCAAGCUCGCGGCGAUGCGAUGGCCAUGGGCGGGGCCGGACUACUCGCUGAUCAACCAACAGAACCACGAGCUGCAAGAUGCCCUCACAGCGAGGGAUGAAGCGGUGGCGGAAGCAGCGAGGGAUAGGGCCCGGGACCUGGCGCGCAUCGCCACGUGGCGUUGGACGGCGUGCACGACCGGGGAUGACGAGCAGGACAACGCCGCGAGAGGCUGGAGUAGCGUGCUCCUCGGGCUGAGGCUUGAGCAGUUGAGCGCUAAAUCAGGUCGUCAGGGCCAAAAUUUGGUUAUUGGAGGAUUGGUGAUACUCGUGUUAGCCGUGUUGUUGGCAAUCUGGUCGACCUUUUCAUGGUGUAGGUUGAAACGCAUACGGAACUCCUUUGGCAAGGAUAGUCGGCUUAAACGAUACGAGUACAGCGACCUGUCCAUGGCAACAGACAGAUUCUCCGAAAAGAAGGAGAUCGGAAAGGGUGGCUUUGGCGUGGUCUACAGUGGGAGUCUCAAGAAGAAGGAUGUGGCUGUCAAGAAAAUCCUGAAGGACUCGAGAGGAGAAUUCAAGGACUUCCUUGCCGAGCUUGGUUCCAUUGACGGAACGGGCCACGUGAACUUGGUGAGGCUCGAAGGCUGGUGCUGCAGCGUUAACAAUUACAUGUUUUGGUGCUUGGGAAGGCAGCAUGUCGAGCUCUUUCUUGUGUAUGAACUCGUGCCAAAUGGAACACUACACCAGCACCUGUAUGAAAAGUCAGAAGUGUUGUCAUGGGAAAUGAGGUUCAAAAUUGUGAAGGGUUUAUGCAACGCCCUUCAUUAUCUCCACCACCAAUGUAGCCAAUACAUAUUGCAUAGAGAUAUCAAACCAGGCAACAUUCUACUCGAUAGUGAAUUCAACGCCAAGCUCGGUGACUUUGGUCUGUCUAGGGUCGCUGAGCACAACAACGUAACAUCAGUGCAGACGGAAGCAGCUGCUGGGACUAUGCGCUACAUGGAUCCACAGAGCAUGACAGAUGGACAGGCCAACUUACGCCGCAGCUCCGAUGUCUACAGCUUUGGAAUCGUCCUACUAGAGAUAGCACAUGGAAAGUAUAACCCGGGCCUCGUCCGACAUCUGCACAGGAAUCGACCAUAUACAUUCGUGGAGGAGAUUGCCGACGAGAAGCUUGCUGGACAAUUUGACAGGGUGCAGAUGGAGCGUGUUAUUGUCCUGGGUCUCCGAUGUUCUGAAGAAGUCGCGAGCAAACGACCUUCACUUGAUGCUGCAGCAAUGCAAUUCCUGGAGAGUGGUGGGGAGUUGCACGCUGCCACGAUCCAUAAAGAUGAACCCCAUCCUACUACGGCUCGUGCCUAG